GCUGCCGCUAGAACUCAGAGCGAGAUCGACCCGAGCUAAAGUCUAGCUUUUACCUCCAGAAGCGAGGAGACGCCGACAAGAGAUCAACUCGAUCAAGGAAAAAAAGGAAGACUUACUCAGCUGAAAGAAGAAACUUUUUAUGCCAUCCAAGAUGCCCGCCAUGAAGAAAGUGACAUUGCUGCCUUUUGUGUGCGCCCUGAUCUGGACCCUGGCUGCCGGUCAGGAGUGCGGCGGCUCGUGCUCGUGCCCCUCCACGCCCCCCGAGUGCGCCCCCGGCGUGAGCCUGGUGCCCGACGGCUGCGGCUGCUGCCGGGUGUGCGCCAAGCAGAUGGGAGAGCUGUGCACCGAGAGGGACGCCUGCGACACCCACAAGGGCCUCUACUGCGACUUUGGCUCGCCCAUCAAUCGACGCAUCGGAGUGUGCACAGCACGAGAGGGCGCCACCUGCGUGUUUGGAGGAAUGGUGUAUAGAAGCGGCGAGAGCUUCCAGAGCAGCUGCAAGUACCAGUGCACCUGCCUGGACGGGGCAGUGGGCUGCGUGCCCCUGUGCGCCAUGAACGUGCGCCUGCCCAGCCCCGACUGCCCGGCGCCCAGACGCGUCAAGGUGCCCGGCAAGUGUUGCGAGGAGUGGGUGUGCGAUGCCCCGCAGCGCGCAAACACCUUCAUGGGCUCCGUCUUACCCGCUUACCGCGAAGAGGAGACCUACGGUCCCGAUCUGUCCACGAUGAGGGAGAACUGCUUGGUUCAGACCACCGAAUGGAGCGCCUGCUCCAAGACCUGCGGCUUGGGCGUCUCCACCCGUGUCACCAACGACAAUCGCGAGUGCCGCCUGGAGAAGCAAAGCCGCUUGUGUAUGGUGCGCCCCUGCGAGUCCCAUCUGGAGCAGAGCAUCCGGAAAGGGAAAAAGUGCAUCCGCACACCUCGCCUGUCCAAGCCCAUGAAGUUUGAGAUCUCGGGCUGCACCACCACCAAGUCGUACCGCCCCAAGUUCUGCGGCGUGUGCCUGGACGGCCGCUGCUGCACCCCCCACCGAACCACCACGCUGCCCAUGGAGUUCAAGUGCCCUGACGGGCAGGUCAUGAAGAAGCACAUGAUGUUCAUCAAAUCGUGCGCCUGCCACCACAACUGCCCCGGUGAGAACGACAUCUUUGAGUCCGUCUACUACAAGAAGAUGAUGGGCGACAUGGCGUGAGGGAGGCCCGGCCGGGAAAGGGCCCACGCCCGCUUUGUCACUUGAAAACAGAACUCAUCUCGCAGCUCUCUUCGUAUAUACACAAGCCUUGUUUUUGUGCUUGCUUUGUCAGAGUAGCCACGCCCACUUUUAGUGUCGCGUGUAUUUGUCCGUGCAGCUUGGUGCACUUUGCUGUCCCUGGGAGAGAUUCCUGCACUAGUAAUAAUGUGGACAACACGCUCCGUCCAUUUUUUUUUUUUGUCUUGACCUCCCCUCUCAAUGAGGCGGGUAAUGACUCCCCCGCCCAGACGGGUGAAUGGAGCCCACCACAGCCGGGCCACUGUUCCCUUUCGUGCGUGUGUUUGUGUGAAUGUGUGUGUGUUAGCACAGGCCUCAACGUGGGCCCUGUCCAAAGGUCAGCGUUUCCGUCCGGACGCAAGUGGGCGUGAGUGACCACGGCACUGAGAAAGAUUACUAGACUGGAAGAAUUGUUAGUUCAUUCCAAGCAGAAACGUGUAAAUGGUGUAUAUAUUUGUACAGUGUAAGUUAAUUUAAAAGCUGUGUUUGUUGUGUGCUUUUUCCAAAAUGUAUCAAUAGUGGGUUUUUUGUUUGGACGACAGUAUUUUUUAAUAUUUUAUUGAGCAAUGUGACAAAUUGUUACAUGUUUCGCUUUGUAGCUGGAAAUAAAAAGGUUAUAUUUUUUAUACAAA
Syngnathus typhle (broad-nosed pipefish) is the source of this 1881-nucleotide messenger RNA. RefSeq names its product cellular communication network factor 2a (gene ccn2a). The record is from RefSeq and is a predicted model, not a curated record. Lineage: Eukaryota; Metazoa; Chordata; Actinopteri; Syngnathiformes; Syngnathidae. Bases 140 to 1192 code for a protein of 350 amino acids. Gene Ontology annotation, biological process: signal transduction; cell adhesion. The transcript has 5 exons. Gene Ontology annotation, cellular component: extracellular matrix; extracellular region. Gene Ontology annotation, molecular function: heparin binding; integrin binding.